This is a messenger RNA of Labeo rohita (rohu), 1510 nucleotides long. Its product is annotated as coiled-coil domain-containing protein 122. NCBI's taxonomy places the organism in Eukaryota, Metazoa, Chordata, Actinopteri, Cypriniformes, Cyprinidae. The coding region runs from base 244 to 1101 and encodes 285 amino acids. The record is from RefSeq and is a predicted model, not a curated record. The transcript is spliced from 5 exons.
UAGCCCCGGUGUCUCUGCCUGUCAGUCAAGUACGGAAUCAAUCACUGAAGAGCAAACAUGAUAAUAUCAUCCAUCAGUCUGGAGGAGCCUUCACAGAAAAUACUGCAAAUCUGUCAACUUUAACUGAAAUUAAAUAAACAUUUAAAAAAAAGCCCAAAGCACAACAAAAUUCUAAACUAAAUUUAAAUAAAAAGGUAAAAUAACUAUUUAAAAAUAUUAGUAAAAAACUAUAACACUAUAUCAAUGAUACUAAAACACACGCACAACACAGGGACGCGCACGCGCUCCUUCGUCUUUCGUGUUUCCCGCCGAAUAAUGGCUGAUCUCAGACAGCAGGAUUUUCCUCUGAAUGACGCGCUUCAGGAGGUUCUGCAGCAGGGGGCGACACGCGCGCGACAACUGAGAGACGCGCAGCGCGAGCUCGACACACUACAGGCGUCUCUUCUGCAGCUGGAUCAGAGCUGUGAGUCUGUGUGUUCUCAAGUGAAGCUGAAGGAGAAGAUGCUCACUGCUCUUCACUGCGAUAUGGAGCAUCUUCCCCGCAGCGUCGCCCGUCUGGACGCUCAGAUUCACAGCGUCCUGCUGGAGAACCUGGAGCUCAGGAACUCCACGGAGGAGCAGCAGGAGCGCUCCCAAUCUCAGAGGAUGGAGUUCAGCUCGUACCGCAGCCGCGUGAGGGACUACAGGACGGCCGUGCGUCUGCAGGAGAGUGGAGCGCACCUCCAUCAGGAGCUCCAGCGGAAGCAGCAGGAGGCUCGAGGACUGAGACGCGCGCUGGAGGAGCUGAAGACCGACCUCCAGAAACCGGACGCCAGUGCCGUCCGGCAGACGCAGAAGGAAAUCGACGCUCUGAAGGCGAAACUUCAUGCAGCCAGACGGACUGUGAAGGAGAGAAAAGCAGAUCUGGAGAACGAACAGCAAACGCAGAAACAGCUGAGGAGUGAGAUCGAGUUUCAGGAGCGCAGAUGUGAGGCCAUCCUGAAGCGGCUGCGCUGUCAGCUGCAGAAAGCUCAGUCCAGCCAGCGGCAGCUGCGCAGCGACGUCACACACCUGCAGACGCAGCUGGAGGAGCUCCGGAGUCAGCUGGAGGAAGAUCAGUGAUGGUCAAGAGAACAACUUAAAUGUUCCUUGGGAAUGAGUUUGGAUGCACAAAAAUGGUUUCAAAUUUUCUGUCAACAUGUUUGUGAUUUAGGCUGCAGGUUAAAGCGGCACUAGUUCAGUCCGGCAGUGUUCACUGUGCGUUUGGAUGCCGGCGACUGCAUCUGAACACAGGAAACGCUGGAACAGACGUGCGUUUGUGUUCGUCAAAUUCAUACGGGUUAAAUGAGGUUCCCGUUCAGCUGCUUUGAAAGAGCGUCUGUGUGAAAGUGUGUGUCGUGUCCGCUGUGAAACCAUCCGAGAGCUGCUUCAGGAUUUGACUGAUGAUUCAGUACUGCAGACCAGCAGUAAAACAUGUCAAAUUCAGAGAUCAACAGUUAAACAGCUCUCAUGUCUCUGUUACAUAACAAAA